AUGGUUUAUUAUUCUCGCAGAUUGCUCAAGGCUGCAUGGUGGAGGCAAAAACCCGCCAGUCUGGGACAGAAAAAGUUCGUUGCCUUGCUUCUGAGCGAAGUCGGGGGUGGCUGGAGUGAAGAGCGCACCGCCGAAUUCCUGUCGACGCUUACUCAAGGCAACGCCCAAGAAAUAAUUAUUAAGUUCAGGCUUGGGCCGCGGGUACGAUGA
Phanerochaete carnosa HHB-10118-sp is the source of this 210-nucleotide messenger RNA. RefSeq lists its product as uncharacterized. NCBI's taxonomy places the organism in Eukaryota, Fungi, Basidiomycota, Agaricomycetes, Polyporales, Phanerochaetaceae. The coding region runs from base 1 to 210 and encodes 69 amino acids. The record is from RefSeq and is a predicted model, not a curated record. The transcript has a single exon.